Messenger RNA from Protopterus annectens (West African lungfish), 4088 nucleotides. RefSeq names its product RAD51 paralog D (gene RAD51D). The coding region runs from base 240 to 1226 and encodes 328 amino acids. Gene Ontology annotation, molecular function: ATP binding; ATP-dependent DNA damage sensor activity; ATP hydrolysis activity. The record is from RefSeq and is a predicted model, not a curated record. Gene Ontology annotation, biological process: DNA strand invasion; reciprocal meiotic recombination; telomere maintenance. The transcript is spliced from 10 exons. Gene Ontology annotation, cellular component: replication fork; centrosome; Rad51B-Rad51C-Rad51D-XRCC2 complex. NCBI's taxonomy places the organism in Eukaryota, Metazoa, Chordata, Ceratodontiformes, Protopteridae.
ACCACCAGACAUUCAUCCAGCGGUCUCUGUCAUACACUCGUACACAGUCCAACCUUUUUGUCCUCCUGCCAAUCAGAAACGAAUACGUUGUUUGUCUGGUACUGUGGCGCGCAUACUCAAGCGGAGUUGUUUUUCAUAGCCUAAAGUUAUCAGAAGGUUGGCGGUACAAGGAAUGUUUCCUUCCGUAUAGAUCGUUCUUUGUUUUCGUAUUGCGGUACUGACGUGAUGAACAGCGUACCAUGGUGUUUCUUAGGGAAGGAUUGUGUCCUGGACUGACAUCGGAUGUAAUGCGGGCUUUGAAGGCCCAGCACAUCAGAACAGUCCUAGACCUGGUGGCAUCUGACAUUGAGGAGCUUGCUCAACAGAGUUCCAUCUCUUACAAGACACUUGUUGCAGUAAGACGUGUGCUGCUUGCUCAAUAUUCUGCUUUCCCUUCCAAUGGAGCUGACCUCUACGAGGAGCUUAUGAACUCUACAGCUAUAUUAUCCACAGGAAACAAGAAUCUAGAUAAAUUGCUGGAUUCAGGUCUGUACACAGGAGAAUUGACUGAACUAACUGGAGGCCCUGGCAGUGGAAAGACGCAGCUCUGCCUGGGUGUUGCAGUGAACGUUUCUUAUGAAUUGAAACAGAAUGUUCUUUACAUAGACUCCUCAGGUGGCUUCACUGCUUCUCGUCUUCUUCAGAUGGUUAAGUCCAGGACAGAUUGUAUAGAGGACCAGAUGGAUGCUUUGCGAAGGAUUGAAAUAGUGAAGGUCUUUGAUGUUUUCAAAAUGAUGGAUGCACUUCAGGACCUAAGGAAUAAUUUUCCAAAUGAGGUAGCAGGUGCCUGUGCACCAUUGAAGGUCCUGAUUGUGGAUUCUAUUCCUGCCGUGAUUGCUCCAGUUUUAGGGAGUAAACAUGCUGAGGGAUUGUCAUUGAUGACACAGAUUGCAAGGGAACUGAAAUCCUUGGCAAAGGAUCUCAGCAUUGCUGUACUGGUGACAAACCAUGUAACCCAUGACAGAAGUGGAGGCAUGAAACCAGCCCUAGGUCGCUCUUGGAGUUAUGUUCCCAAUGUCAGAGUCUUAUUGCAGCAUAAAGAUGAAGCUAGGUCAGUACGCUCAGCCAAACGCAUUGCCACCUUACUCAAGUCUUCACGGCAGCCUAUCAGGAUUUCCAAAGACUUUGAUUUGGAGGAUUGCGGGUUCAUGGAAGAGCAUCCCACUGAUACUGACGCAGGAAGAUGAUAGAUGAAUUCUGAACUUCUGUACUGUCGAGCCAGUUGGAGAGUCUUUUAGGUGUAUAUGUCCACCAGUCAUGCAGUCAAGUCAAAUUAAUCCUAUAUGUGGGACCAAGACAGAAGAGUUAUCUGUGCUGACGAGAACUGGCCAUUUGUGUCACCGACAAUAAACUAUCUGUGCUUAUUGCAAAACUGAAUCAAGAGUUGAGUAGAAAAUGUGUUCUUUUUUUUUUUUUCUUUUUUUUAACAUUAGCCCCAGUAAGUACAGUCUACACUUCUGGCGAAAGAAGUGGUGUUUUUGUAUAGUAUUGAUGCUUUUUGUAAGACUGACCAACACAUUAUCCUUGAUCUUCAACAUUGACUGGAAAUCAGGAAGAGAUGUAGAAGAAAAUGUUUCCAGUGUUCCAGCUGUUUUGUCAUGCCACAGAAGGCAAGAUGGAUUAUUUGCAUUUAAUGUGAUUUUUUUAGUUGCAUGUUGUGUUUCACUAUAUUUUGCAAACAAGUAGCUAAGCUUUAUUAGCACUUGUACUGUAUAUUGUAGACACGAUGGCUUAGGAGCCCCCAGUGAUGUACAUAAACAAUAGAUAGGUUAGGCUGUUCUAGAAUCUGCAUUAUAGAGAAUGAUAGACUCCUAGCCAGAAUUAUCCUACUCUGUUUUUAAUUUUGAACUUACCAGAUCAUCUGAACUUUUGUUGAUUUUAGUUUGCACAAAAGGUAGGAAGGGUCUUAGUUUAAGCCAUCUAGGACUGACCAGCAGAUGCUGCCAAAUGGAAUAAUUAAAAAAUGGACAAUUAAAAAAAUAUGCAUACACAUUCAUGUAAAGAGUCUGUACACAAGAGCAAAUAGAUAUUGUCUUGUUCUGAGCGUAUUUUAAUUAUUCUCAUUUUCUGAAAUUUUAUAUAACGUGGAGCACUUUCCUAAAAAUAGUCUACUAAAGAUGGUAACAUAAGUAAAGAAGAGUCUGUUAAAUUAUAUGGCUGCAGUCUCACUAUGACAGUUUGGAUUGUAUGAAAGGAAAAUAGUUCUGAGUGUGGGUACUCAGUGGAGACAGUUGCAGAAAUCCAUUGCACAGGAGAGAGCAGUAUAUAGUUCACUCGACUAUUGUACUGCCAUCUAGAAUACCACCCAUCCAAGGUAUGUUUUGCAGUGUGAUGUUACAGCUUGUCUUCAUGAAGCAAAGGUGUGCAUCACUGAUGUUGAAGCUUGAAUGCAGAAAACGGGAUUAAACACUAGUAAGUUGAGAUAUAGCCUGUAGCACUGUUAAGCUUUGCUUUUGUUAAUUCUGUUGCAUUGUGAAACGGUUUGGUAAGACUGACAUGUAGGUCUUUGGAUCUUAUUGAAUCUUGUGCAAAAAAUAAAGACCAGAACCAGAGGUGUUUGUUUUUGUGCUGUGUGUGCAUCAACACAGUAUCACUGCAUGUUGUACUAUACGCGUAGAAAUGUCCUGUAAAGAAUUUAAGUGAUGUGUUGUCCGAUCUCGCCUUCAUUCUAACCAGGAUGGGUUCGGAUCUGAUCCAUCUCUGCCUUUGUAUGCAAGCUCGAGAUCCUCCACUAGCUCAUGGCUAAACCCUAUCCCAGCAUGCCCUAGGAACAUCUCCCAGAUCUCGUUUGCCACUAAACAGUAUCAGGUGCUGGUUCUACUAGCUCUGGCUAAGUAUAACUUUAAAGUACCUUUCACUGUUUAAAACUUGCUUAUUUGUUGUAGUGGUUAGAAAUUGUAGAUCUGAUGUUGUUAAUCUUUCAUUCAUCACUGAUUGGGUUCGGUUCCGAGCCCUCUGACAUGGGCGCCGGAACCAUAGAGUGAGAGGGAGGAGGAGACCCCCACACACACACUUUUACAGUUGUAAGCAUACCUCCACAUUCCCAAUUUUGUUUUUAAAUUUUUUUUCUUCCACGGUUCGCGCUGAUGUCAGCUCAGGCUGACUGUUUGAAUGAAAUGGCUGCGAGCGCGGAAAGUUUGGGAAGGAAACAGAAUGGAGUUGGCUGCUUGUUUGUGAAUGGCUGCUGGCACAGAAACUACUGCAUCAUGUUGCACGGAAACAGAAUAGAGUUGGUUGCUUGUGAAGGUAUUGUCGGGUUGGAGUUUUUAUUUAAUUUUCUGCAUGCUUUGUGGAAACAGACAGAGUAUUUCUGCUUACCGUACGAACGAAGUCUGCUUUGUAACUGAUAUUUCUGCACUGAACCUGAGCAUUUUCCUUGUGAAUGGAAGUAUUUCUGCUUUCUGAACUUGAACAGAGUCAGAAUAUAUUUCUGUAGUGUGUGUGUGUGUGUGUGUGUGUGUGUGUGUGUGUGUGCGCGUGUGUAUUGUGAUUAAAUAAUAAUACUGUACUUAAAGAGAAUGUUGUGUUAUAUGAUGCAUAAGGAAUCAAAUCAUAGUUGUACGUCCAGUUGUAAAAUGCCAUGCCUAGAAGUGGGAGUCUUUAAUGAUGCUUCUUUUAUAAUCGGUACAAAUUUUCCUGUUGAAGUUUACUUUUAUGAUGAUUUUGGCAUGCAGUUAUACUUUUCUGGAUUUUUCUAUGGAGAGACUUGAUUUAGUAUUAUUGAGCUAAUUAGAAUGUUAUACCCUAUAUAAUUGCCAGAUAUUAGUUCAGUAAAUAACUUUUUAAUUUGUUUCUAACUAUUUAAAUCUGUAUCUGAGCAGUCUGUAUCUAAAUUAAGUGAACUGUAUUUAUUGUUAAAGUUUUGAUCUAGAGACUUUACUAAAGCAGCAAUGAACUCUCAUAGCAUAAAUUCAAGAAUCACAUUGCUUUUAUUUGUUUGUAAGUUAGCUAGUGCUUAUAAGUUUUGUAUUCACUUCUAAAAUUUGUAAGGUGAUUUAGCUUAAGUAAGACAACACAACUGUUAUUCAAUAAAUCCUAUUAUGACAAUG